AUGGGCGAGCGGGAAAAAAGGUUUGAGCCUCACCUUGGCAAGGGGAACGCCCGAAUUAUGAUGGAAUAACAUUCCCCCAUACCGGCACCUCGCAGCUCGGGCGGCUGAGGAGCGACAUCUGUGUUACGCUUGGGCCGAUCCCUCAGAAACAUUAUACAAGAUUUUAAUUAAGGAGUAGACUCACUGAAAACCGCCCAUACACUCAGCCCAAAAGACUCAACCCAGCCGUGGAGAUCGUAGGAUCCUUUGCCAUCCCCCCUUGCCAAUCCCACCGCUCCACCCCCUGCUGGAUCGAUCCAGGGCGGUGCAAACAGGCUUACCUCUCGUGAUCACCACUGUUCAGCACUUCCUCCCACAAUCUCUCGGCCAGCCAGCCAGGCCCACUCGGACCAAUCACCCCGGACAGAAGAGAUCGAUCCAUCUACACAGAGCACCAAUAGGCCUGAGCUUCAUCGACGAAAUGGAGCAUACAAUCGAUUUAACCGACCCUCGUUCGGCCUUGGACCUCUCAAACAUCCGUUACCAGUUAAUGUUCUCUCCCCCCCCCCCUGUUUCUCUAGACACGCUCGCUUCCGAAUCCCACUAAUGCAUACCCCAGUCGCCUGGAGGACACUAUCAUUUUCCACCUGAUCGAGCGAGUUCAGUUCCCUCUGAAUCCGACAAUCUACUCGACCAAUGCCAUCACCAUUCCAAACUUCUGCGGCUCCUUCCUGGAUUACCUCCUCAUGCAGCAGGAGAGGAUCCACGCUCUGGUCCGUAGAUACCAAGCGCCAGACGAGUAUGCAUUCUUCCCCGAGCUGCUCCCGUCACCCAUUCUAGCGCCCCUGAAAUACCCUCAAUUGCUGCAUCCUAACACUGUCAACUUCAACGAUAAGCUGAAGACUGCCUACAUCAAACACAUCCUGCCCGCAGCCUGUAAACCACAGGUGGCAGAUCGUGGGGAGCGGUACGAGAAUUAUGGCAGCACAGCCGUCAACGAUGUUGCUUGCUUGCAGGCGCUCAGUCGGAGAAUCCACUUUGGGAAGUUUGUCGCCGAAGCAAAGUUUCUGGCCGAGAAGGAGAAAUUCACCGACUUGAUACAGCGGAGGGACACCAAGGGCAUCAUGAGGGAGAUUACGAACGAGGCCGUUGAGAAACAGGUACUUUGCAGGCUGGAAUUAAAGGCCAGGACUUACGGCACCGAUCCCGGGGAUAAUUCCAAGGAUCCCAAGGUCAAAGUCAACGUCGACGCUGUAGUUGCAAUGUAUAGAGUCCGUGAUCCUCUCCUUGUCCGAUUCAAAGUAUACAUUGCUAACCUUUUCACAGGAUUACGUCAUCCCGAUGACUAAAGAGGUGGAGGUAGAAUACCUUCUCCAACGGCUUAUUAACCCCGCGCCCGAGGCCGUCACGGAGAAUAGGCACUGGCUCCUUUCGGCCGCAGAGGCGUUUUUUUCCUUUAUCUCUUAGAGAUUCAGACUACCUUUCUUCGGGACGUAAGAUUCAGGGGUGGAGAUGCGGUCUCUUUUUCUCUUCUAAAUACAAUAUAAGAUAUGGGAUCACUUUCG
This is a messenger RNA of Tuber aestivum (summer truffle), 1544 nucleotides long. Lineage: Eukaryota; Fungi; Ascomycota; Pezizomycetes; Pezizales; Tuberaceae. The record is from the annotation of a GenBank genome assembly.